This is a messenger RNA of Styela clava, 1206 nucleotides long. RefSeq lists its product as uncharacterized. NCBI's taxonomy places the organism in Eukaryota, Metazoa, Chordata, Ascidiacea, Stolidobranchia, Styelidae. The record is from RefSeq and is a predicted model, not a curated record.
AAUUCAAUCUUGUUCUAUUUUUAAACUCGCUAUGACGUAUUAAUCGCGACAAUAAAAAUAGUUAAAUCUACCGAUUCUUUGAGUCUUCUGAUAGUAUUUAUUCAAGAGCACUUUGUUUGGGUUUACAGAAAAUGCGUCACUGUGACGAUACCAAGAAUUACCUUCUAACAAAAUGAAAUUAUUACUCUUUGUCGCGGUCGUCGGGAUUUGCGAUAUUGCAGCAUCAUUGACCCCUUUUCAGCUCAGAUAUAAAAUCAGCAAAACACAAUGUGCUCCUGUUAAAGGAUUUGAAAGAAAAACGAUUCCUUGCUAUGAUUUCCGUAACAAGGAACUCGUCGAUCCAAAAGAUUGUGGAAACAAAGCGUACUCUCACUGUUGUAUCUAUAAAUGUUCUUGCAUAGUUAAAGGAGCCGGAACCUCCCAAGGUAUCAUACCAGAAGAAUAUAAAUUAUCAAAAAUAGUUUCAUCAAAAAAGAAUGUUCAGAAACAAGCAAGACUGCUAGAAAAUUGUUUACCAGACGCUUCAACAAGCGAGUCAUAUCCGAAAAAGAUAACCAGCAAGAAUCCAACAGAAAAUAUUGUCAUCAAAAAAUUAAAGUCAUCAGUAGAACAGAAAAAGCAUGAGAAAAUGCAAAAUAAAAAGACUGUCGUGAAAAAGCCGAAAACGAAGUCUGUUAAUAAAAAAGAAUUAAAGAAAAAUCGUCAACGACCAAGUGUUAAUAAACCGCUUGUACCGAAGUCGUCUGCAAAGAAUGAGUUUUCAAAGAAUCCCGACAAAGGAAAAUCAACGAAUCAGAAACCAACUGCUUCACACGUAAAGCCAACGAAAAAGCCAUGUGUUACGAAAACAACAAAACCAUCAUUUUCUUUUGGAUUCUUUUCUCGCCUUUCUUUCAUGAUGGAUGAAUUUGGUUUUAACUCUAACGUUGUGAAAAAUAAUUCAUGUGCUUGAUUAGCACGCAGCUGAAUUUUUGAGGAAAAAAAUUGUAGUAUUGGUUUAUUACGGUUGGCCAUCGUCUUUCACAAUUACUUUUAUUCGUUCUAUGUCAUUUAUGGAUUAUAGUUGUUUCAAUAUUUUAAAUAGUGUUUUCUAAAUUGAUCGAAUUUGCUCUCAAUAGAACGUGCGUGCGAACACGAUCUGACCUGUGGCAAUUCAUAUAUUUUAUGAUAAAUAUCAAUGCAAAUUAUUUUUAUGUUAUUUAUUCA